AUGCCCACUGCACCACAAAACGCGCAGUCCCUGUCACGAGGGAUUCCCCGAGACUGGUCGUGUCUGUCUCGGUAUGGAAAACGUCCAAAAUCUGAUUCCAUUCUUCUCAAUUUUUCUCGCACGACUCGAUUACGACCAGUGAUUAUGAUGCGCUUGGAGCAUGGUUACAAGAUGUGGGGCCGAGAACUCACCCCUGAUACGAAUCUCUUCGAAUGUGGAUUGGGAGCUCUGGUUGACUUCUCCAAGGAAGGAAGAAUGAAGUACUGA
This is a messenger RNA of Ostertagia ostertagi, 267 nucleotides long. The record is from the annotation of a GenBank genome assembly. NCBI's taxonomy places the organism in Eukaryota, Metazoa, Nematoda, Chromadorea, Rhabditida, Trichostrongylidae.